GUUUACGGAACACUGUUCGAGUGGACUUACUGCCCUACAUGUUUAGAGUUAAUUCAAUUAAUAACAUGUGUAGUUGGUGAACAUAGAGGCCGGGUGUCAUAUAUAUAACACAUGGAGGAGGAGUUAUAAAGCGUUAUAACGGAAGCUUUCAUCAGCCGCGGGUUCUGGUCCGAUGACAGAUCCUUCCCACGGUAACACAACGGACAUGGCCGCGUCCACCGGAGGAUCAUCCACCGCGGGCAUCCAGGGGUUCCCCAUCAUAACCGGCAGACCCCCGGAGGACAGCCCCGGUAAGGACCCGGAGCAGACCGGAGAACCGAAGAAAAAGCCGUGCAGGGCUUGUACCGACUUCAAGUCAUGGAUGAAGGUCCAGAAAACGCCACAGAUCCCAGCAGUAGCGCCACAGGCGGCCCAGGCUGAGCACGUGGAGCCCCAGCGGCAGCCGGAGUGUCCGCUGGACAGGGAAGAAUUAGGGCGUAACACCUGGUCCUUCCUGCACACCAUGGCAGCUUACUACCCAGACCGGCCCUCCCCCAGACAGCAGACAGACAUGGGACAGUUCAUCAACCUCUUCUCUAAGGUCUUCCCCUGCGAGGAGUGUGCUGAGGACCUGCGGACAAGGUCAGGGGUUAGGUGUAUGAGGCUGAAGACCAAUCAGCCCGACGCCAGUAGUCGCCACGCCCUCUCCCAGUGGCUGUGUGGCGUCCAUAACGACGUCAACGCUCGGCUGGGGAAGCAGCAGUUUGACUGUUCCCGCGUGGAUGAGAGGUGGAGGGACGGUUGGAAAGAUGGCAGCUGUGACUGAUCAAUCCGUUGAUCCGUUACCUGGGAACUAAGAGAUACAGAAACACAUCUAUUGACAUCCUGUUUCCUGUAUGGUACCGUUUAGGGAACCGUAUGGCAUCUGAGACAGAGACUAUGUUCUGUGUUCUGAUUGGCUACGGAUCUCUCUGCUCUGCCCAGAUCUACAUGAUGGCUCACUAUCAAUCUGUUGUCCAGUGUCUUCAGAAAGUAUUCAGACCCCUGGACUUAUUCUCCAUUUUGUUGUGUUACUGCCUGAAUUCAACAUGGAGAAUAUCGUUGUUUUUCCUUCAUCACCCAUCUACACAUAAUACCCCAUACUGACAUCACAAUACCCCAUAAUGACAUCACAAUACCCCAUAAUGACAUCACAAUACCCCAUAAUGACAUCACAAUACCCCAUACUGACAUCACAAUACCCCAUAAUGACAUCACAAUACCCCAUAAUGACAUCACAAUACCCCAUAAUAACAUCACAAUACCCCAUACUGACAUCACAAUACCCCAUAAUGACAUCACAAUACCCCAUAAUAACAUCACAAUACCCCAUAAUGACAUCACAAUACCCCAUAAUGACAUCACAAUACCCCAUAAUGACAUCACAGUACCCCAUAAUGACAUCACAAUACCCCAUAAUGACAUCACAAUACCCCAUAAUGACAUCACAAUACUCCAUAAUGACAUCACAAUACUCCAUAAUGACAUCACAAUACCCCAUACUGACAUCACAAUACCCCAUAAUGACAUCAUAAUACCCCAUACUGACAUCACAAUACCCCAUAAUGACAUCACAAUACCCCAUACUGACAUCACAAUACCCCAUAAUGACAUCAUAAUACCCCAUAAUGACAUCACAAUACCCCAUACUGACAUCACAAUACCCCAUAAUGACAUCACAAUACCCCAUAAUGACAUCACAAUACCCCAUAAUGACAUCAUAAUACCCCAUACUGACAUCACAAUACCCCAUAAUGACAUCACAAUACCCCAUACUGACAUCACAAUACCCCAUAAUGACAUCACAAUACCCCAUACUGACAUCACAAUACCCCAUAAUGACAUCACAAUACUCCAUAAUGACAUCACAAUACCACAUAAUGACAAAAGUGAAAACAGGUUUUUAGAAAUGUUAUCAAAUGUAUUGAAAAUAAAAUACAGAAAUAUCAUAAGUA
This is a messenger RNA of Salvelinus fontinalis (brook trout), 1973 nucleotides long. Its product is annotated as FAD-linked sulfhydryl oxidase ALR-like. The record is from RefSeq and is a predicted model, not a curated record. Gene Ontology annotation, biological process: liver development. The transcript has 3 exons. Gene Ontology annotation, cellular component: mitochondrion. Gene Ontology annotation, molecular function: flavin adenine dinucleotide binding; flavin-dependent sulfhydryl oxidase activity. Lineage: Eukaryota; Metazoa; Chordata; Actinopteri; Salmoniformes; Salmonidae. Bases 173 to 805 code for a protein of 210 amino acids.